GAAUAUUCAUUUACCUUUUCCAUGAAGUUUGCUUGUAUGCUCAAUUCCUGUGUCUCAUUUUCACAUCAACCAUGCAUAAAAAAGAGUAAGCUUAAGAAGUGAAAUCGAUAUUUUAGCUGAUUUCUCAAAUAUAAACCACUUCACAGCUAAUUGAUAUAGGUAUCUACGAUUAAAGUUGGAAAAAGUUACAUUAAUGUGUAUCUACCAGUUUGACUGCAGCUGCGGAGCCAACUACAUUGAGCGUACAAUUAGGCAAGUUCAUCGUCGUGUUUCCGAACAUCAUCCAACGUGGUUAAGCAAGGGACAAAAAGGAUCUAUUCGUAGUUCUAUUUUAGCCCACCUCGUUGAUACUGAGCAUAAGAUUGAUGUGAAUACUGCAUUUAAAAUUAUUUAUCGCAUUCCGACUUAUCUUUAUUUUACUCUGCGAGUUCGUCUUCUGCAGACAGCUGAAGCAAUCGGAAUUCACCUGAAGAAGCCAAGCCUGUGUGUGCAGAAAAAAUUUGUACAGCCACUUUCCCUACCGUGGCCACCGUCACAAGAAGCAUAAACAGGACUACGUUGCCCCCUCUCCCUAAACCUAUAAAAAUUAUAAUUGUCUAAAUUAUUUAUUUUAUUUUUAUUUAUGUUGACCACUUUGUCUUUAGUUACGUGUUAACCAUUUCUACCUUUUAAAUGUGUAUUGAUUUUCUUUGUUAAUUAA
Trichobilharzia regenti is the source of this 700-nucleotide messenger RNA. The record is from the annotation of a GenBank genome assembly. NCBI's taxonomy places the organism in Eukaryota, Metazoa, Platyhelminthes, Trematoda, Strigeidida, Schistosomatidae.